Messenger RNA from Lachancea meyersii CBS 8951, 1428 nucleotides. Lineage: Eukaryota; Fungi; Ascomycota; Saccharomycetes; Saccharomycetales; Saccharomycetaceae. The record is from the annotation of a GenBank genome assembly.
AUGACCGUUGAAGCUGCCGCUGCCGUUGUCUCAACAGAAUCAUACGUCUUCCAAGGCACCAUCAACAAGAAGCCUCCCCAUGUGAUCGGCGGAAAAGGUGUCUACAUGACCAUUGAGAAGGACGGUAAGGUCUACGAAGACGUUUUGGACGCUGUCACCGGUGCUGCUGUCGGUGCCCUCGGAUGGGGCGACGAGGAAAUCUUGCCCAUCAUCGAAAAGGCGGCCAAAAACCAUACCUACAGUUUCCCAUCGAUCAUUGGUAACCAGGCCUCUGAAGAUUUGGCCAAGUUCUACAUCGAAAACUCGCCCAAGGACGUUUUCGCCGCUGCUUUGUGGUGCUGCUCGGGUUCCGAAAGUAACGAAAAUGCCAUGAAAAUUAUCAGACAAUACCAAAUGGAACGUGGUUGCCCAGAAAAGACCAAAAUCAUCUCCAGAGACAUCUCGUACCACGGCUUCACCUUGGGUGCCCUAUCGAUCUCCCACUGCGGCCGUGCCGAUCUUUUCAAGGACAUUUCGAUCGACCAAACCAACACAUGCUUGAAAAUGCCAGUCUGCUACCCUUACCGCUACCAACAAAAGGGCGAGACCGAAGAACAGUACUCCCAGCGUCUAUUGGACGCUUUGGAAAAAAUCAUUUUGGACAACGACCCUAAGACCGUGUCUUGCGUUCUUGUUGAAACUUUGCCAGGUUCUUCCCUAGGUACCGUUCCUUCGCCAAAGGGUUACUUGUCCGGAAUCCGUGCCCUCUGCAACAAGUACGAUGUCAUCUUCAUGUUGGACGAGGUUAUGUGUGGUACCGGUAGAUGCAACCCUAACGGAAAAUUGAACUGCUGGGAAAGCUUCAUUGGACCAGAAGACGCUCCUGACAUUCAAACCGUUGGUAAGACUCUAGGUUCCGGUUACGUUACCAUCGCCGGUGUCCUUGUGGGUCCAAAGAUCAGAGAUGCAUUCAUCAACGGUUCCAACGCGGUCUUCGGUUCUCACACCUACGCCUCGCACGGUUUCAACUGUGAAGUGGCUCUUGGUGUUCAAAAGAAGAUCUCGCGUGAAGGUCUAACCGCCAACAUCUUCAAGAUGGGUAACCUAAUGGGCUCCAAGUUGCAAGACGCUUUGCUAAAGGAGGACAACAUUGUUGGUGACGUCAGAGGUAUUGGUGGUUUCUGGUCGCUAGAAUUCGUCAAGGACAAGGCCACCAAGGAAGUUUUCCCUGUCGAACUUGACAUUGGUCACCGUUUCCAAAAGGUUUGCUUCGACAACAAGCUAAGUGUAAUGGGUAUGCAAGGUAACGCUGACGGUACCUCCGGUGACAUUGCUCUACUUGCCCCAGCUUUCAUCAUCACUGAAGGUGACGUUGAUGCCAUUGUUCAGAAAGUCAUUGAGUCGGUUAAUCAAUUGACCAAAGAAAUGAAAGCCGAAGGCACCUGGUAA